Messenger RNA from Cryptomeria japonica (Japanese cedar), 1130 nucleotides. Its product is annotated as F-box/kelch-repeat protein At2g44130-like. NCBI's taxonomy places the organism in Eukaryota, Viridiplantae, Streptophyta, Pinopsida, Cupressales, Cupressaceae. The record is from RefSeq and is a predicted model, not a curated record. Gene Ontology annotation, molecular function: protein binding. The coding region runs from base 383 to 748 and encodes 121 amino acids. The transcript has 2 exons. Gene Ontology annotation, biological process: negative regulation of cytokinin-activated signaling pathway; regulation of phenylpropanoid metabolic process.
AACAACCAGUAAAAGCCACAGAAUUACAGAGGGUAAAACCGGAGAAUUGCAUAGGAGGUAAUGGCAAUGGAGAUUUUCCAGGUCUUCCAGAUGACAUUGGCAGAAGGUGUUUGCUGAGAGUGCCACGCACUUCACACUACAAGUUGGCUGUUGUUUGUAAAACUUGGAAAAACAUUGUAUGCAGCCCACAUUUCUAUCAAGACAGAAAGAGGUCUGGUCUGUCUCAGGAGCUGAUCAUACUAGCAUGCACGGACGGAAAAACAGAUAGUUGCAGAGACUAAAGCUUUACGACCCUCUCCAGAAGUCAUGUGAAACCCUGCCGCCAUUUCCAUAUCAUUCAAUUUCCUUCAACUGUGUUGUCUUCAACCACAAAUUGUUCUUCAUGGACAUUCAAACUAGCUGGCCCGAGUCCACGGUUCAAAAAGAACUUGUCAUCUACGAUUUUUCUUCUGGGUUAUGGAAGCGAGGUCCCGACCUACCCGAUUGCAGAUAUGAGUUCUGCUGUUCUCUGGACUCAGCUAAAGGAUUGAUUUACAUUGCUGGAGGGUAUGACAGUGAUGAUAAGAAAUUGCGUACAGCCAUAGUUUAUGAUAUAGAGGAUGAGAAAUGGGAUUAUCUUCCUCCCAUGAAAUCGGACUACAUUCCUCCUUUGAUUUGGAGAGAUGGCAGUGUAUGUAUUGAUGACAAGUUUUAUGUGGUGAGCCACAGGCAGAAGUAUAUACAAGCUUAUGAUCCCAGCACAAGAUAAUGGAGCACUAUAAGCACUUCCUAUGAUGGCAGUAUGCAGGCUUGUUUGGCUGCAUUUGGGCGGAUGUAUCCCGAUUUGUGUAGGAAAAUUAUAAGGUGGGAUUUUCGGGAACAGCAAUCCAGCAUAGCAUAUAUAGGAACGCCUGCUAUUAAACUCUGCUUGCUUCGAGGUGUUACAAUGUGGCAUCAACAGAUAUUAAUUGUUGGAGACGACAAGGAAGAUGCGACGUUCUUUUAUCUGUUUGAGCCUUCAGUACAAGCAGGAAAAGAAGACAAAUGGACUGUCAUCAGAACUUUGUCUAAAACAGAGCUCCCAGACAAAAUCGAUAUCAUUGGAACUUUGGCUUUGUAAUUUAUGCAAUUGAAAUAUUUCAGUGUUGUAA